Musa acuminata AAA Group (dessert banana) is the source of this 471-nucleotide messenger RNA. RefSeq names its product brassinosteroid-responsive RING protein 1-like. Gene Ontology annotation, molecular function: ubiquitin protein ligase activity. The record is from RefSeq and is a predicted model, not a curated record. Gene Ontology annotation, biological process: protein ubiquitination. The transcript has a single exon. NCBI's taxonomy places the organism in Eukaryota, Viridiplantae, Streptophyta, Magnoliopsida, Zingiberales, Musaceae. Bases 1 to 471 code for a protein of 156 amino acids.
AUGGGUUUCCCCUCCGUCUGCUACACCGUCAUCCUCCCUCGCCCCGUCGCCCUCGUCGUCCACCUCCUCGACCGCAUCAAGCUUGCCGUUUCCAUGGCCCUCUUCCACCUCGGCCUCAUCUCCUCCUACGAAGACCACUUCCUCUACCCCCUGCCGCUGCCCGACUUCAACCCCCCCUCCCCCUCCUUUUCCCUUCCCCUCCCCGCCUCCGCCAUCAAGACCGGUCUUCCCGUCGUCAGGUUCUCCAACCACAGGAAGACUAGGCUCCACCGGUGCGAGCCCGUCUGCGCCGUCUGCUUGGGCGCCUUGGAGGCCCGACACGAGGUCAGGCAGCUCGGCAACUGCUCCCAUGCCUUCCACAGGGCCUGCAUAGAUAAGUGGGUGGACAUCGGGCAUGUCACCUGCCCACUGUGCAGAGCUCAGCUCCUCCCCAGUAGAAGGGAGGAGGAGUAUGGAGUGGAUGCUGAUUGA